UUUAUUGCCAGCAUUGCUAAUUCCAAUGAAGAAUACAUUUACUUGUAUUUAAUAAAUAUUUGAAUUCAAUAAAGUGAUUUUAAUCAAAUAAAACAUCAUUAAAAUUAAUUUUGCACUCCCAACUUUCUAAUUCAUAAGUUGUUUUGGAUUGUUAUUAGAGACAAUAAAAGAAUUUAAAAAUAUCCACAAAAAGUUGACAGUAAUGAUGACAAUAAUGACUGUUAACUGAAUAAUUGUGUCACUUCUGUUUUGUUUUGUGAUAGUAUGGUACAAAAGAUACAAGUAAUGCGAGUUUAUAUAUUUAAAAUAAUGAAAACUAGUGAUUAACACAUGGAAAUUGAACCUGAUAUAUAAAUAUGAAUAAACCAACUAAAACAGAUGAGGAUAUUCACUGGUUUCAUGGUAAACUGAGUAGGGAGGAAGCUGAAAACCUUUUAUGUCAAGAUGGCAGGAAGGACGGGUUAUUUAUUGUUCGGGAUAGUAACUCCUCGUCUGGAGAUUACGUUUUAUCAGUUUAUCAUAAUAACCAAGUUAGCCAUUUCCAAAUACGAAGACAUGCAGAAGAUGCGUUUUUUUCUAUAGAUGAAUAUCUGAAAUUCCACGGUUUGGAAGUCCUUAUUGACUACUAUUUUAUGACCCCAAAUAAACUCCCUGAAAAUCUAGUCUUAACUGAUUAUAUUAAAAAAGAUCCUCCUCCACCUGAUUCUCGAAGACACGGUCGUACAAAUUUACUUCAUAGAGCUACAGAUCAAGGGAACUAUACAGUGGUCUCUGAACUAUUGAAAACAGAUUAUCCUCAUGAUGCAAAAAAUCAAGACGGACAGACAGCAGUGCAUUUAGCAAGUAUAAGUGGACAAAAUGAUAUUUUAUUGAAACUUAUUGAAAAAGGAUAUAGUGUCAAUUUAAGAGAUUCUGCAGGAUACACUCCUUUGCAUUAUGCUUGUCAAAAUAACUUUCCAUCAACUGUAAGACUUCUCGUUCAAACAGGAAAUGCCAAUGUUCAAGCUAGGAACACAGAAACUGGUGCGGUACCUCUACAUGAGGCUGCUAGCAGAGGUCACAAGGAAGUAGUAAUGGAAUUAUUAUCUUUAAAUGCCCCUUCUAGACCUAGGAAUAAAAAUAAUAUGACGCCUGAACAAUUAGCUCGCAUGAAUAACCAUUUUGACUGUGCUGACAUUUUAAAAAAUUAUAAAUAUUCUCCCAAGAGGACAGACAGAAGUGAGUGGUACCAUGGAACAUUAGACAGACAAGAAGCAGAAAUGAUAAUUAAGAUGUGCAGUACAAAAAGUGGUACCUAUUUAGUUAGAUUUAGUGAUAGAAAUAAAGAAGACGUAUUGACUUUAUUAAAUGAUGAUGGAUUUUACAAUUACAUUAUCCACAAUAAAGAUGGAUAUUUAUUUAUUGACGAUGGACCAUAUUUGGACUCUUUGGAGCACAUUGUUGAACAUUAUAGUUUAAUGCCUGAUGGGUUACCGACAGUAUUACAAUUUCCUGUUCGCCCUAAACCAAAACCACCUGUACCUGAAUUCUCCACAAUGCCUAAGCCAAACAAGAAGAAAAAUUGCCUCAAAGUACCGCCAAAACCUGUUCCUAAACCUGAUGAAACUCAUAAUAAACUUUUUCCUAGUCAAUUCGCAAAUAUCUCAUUUACAAGUGAUUUCAUAACAACGAAUACCUAUAACAAUAACUACUGUGAAAACGAAAAUGAGUACAUUCCUGCAGAGCAAUUGACAAAAGGGACUCUUAUUGGAGAAGGAGAAUUUGCUUCAGUGUAUGAAGGUACUUACUUGAAUAAAAGUGGUGAUUUGGUAAAAGUUGCAAUAAAAAUUCUCCACAAUGAACAAAUGGAAAUAAAUCGAGGAGCGUUUUUAAGUGAAGCUCAGGUUAUGGUAAAACUAAACCAUCACUGCAUUGUGAAACUAAUAGGUUUAUCAUUAGGACCUCCACUAUUGAUGGUACAAGAACUAGUUCCCCUCGGUUCAAUAUUGCAAUAUAUUGACGUUAAUAAAGAUAAAAUCAAUCCAAAUUUCGAAUUUAAAAUUUGGGCUGCUCAAAUAGCUUGCGGAAUGGAAUAUUUGGAAGAAAAUAGAUUUGUUCAUAGAGAUUUAGCUGCGAGAAAUAUUUUGCUUGCCAGUCAGGUGCAAGCUAAAAUAAGUGAUUUUGGACUUUCUCGUGCCCUGGGAACAGAUCAUGAAUAUUACAGGGCUUUACAAGGGGGAAAAUGGCCUCUUAAAUGGUACGCUCCAGAAUCUUAUAAUUACGGUCAAUUUUCGCAUAAAAGUGAUGUUUGGAGCUUUGGUGUUACGAUUUGGGAAAUGUACUCAUUCGGGGCUUCUCCUUAUGGUGACAUGAAGGGAUCUGAGGCAAUAACGUUAAUAGAAGCUGGGGUGAGAUUAGAAAAGCCGAAAGAAUGUCCUGAUGACGUGUACCAAAUGAUACUGAGGUGCUGGGAAUACAAAGCAAAAGAUCGACCAAGCUUCAAUGAAUUAGUUACUUUUUUUACAUCCGAUACUCAUUACAUGAAUAUUAGAGAAUUAUUACCAAAAGCAAAUCUCGCAUAAUCUUCAUUUUGUGCCAAUUUUUUUUAUCUCUUUAAUGAUAGCAAUUAUAUUUUAUAGAGGGUUUAGUAGGUACGCUCGGAAUUUUUUUUAAUAGUGCAAUAAAAAAGUAUUCCUAUAUUUUAAAAUCCCAUUUUAACCAAUUUGAAAUACUUGUUAUGUUUUAAAUUAGUUUUUAAAUAUCACUAAGAAAUAACCAAUUCCAAUAUCAAUUUACACUUUGUUGUUACUAGUAGUAACUGUCAAAAGUUUUGAUAAAAUUAGGACUAAUUAAUUAUUUUUGCAAAUAAGUAUCUUUUAUAGGCUUUUUAUUGUUCACAGUAUAUUUUGUGGUAUCUAGAUUUUAUAUUUGUCUUCCCAGUAACAACCCUAAUUGUUACUGAAUUCCCCACAUGCACUAUUCUAGCAUGAGGUCUCUUGAAUGUCAAAUGUGAGAUUAGUGGGUGGCGAGUGGUAUUUUGUGAAUAUAUUACAAUACUUGAGAUGCAUUAACACAAUUUUUAUGUCAAAGGAAUUAAUUUUCACAUUUGUUUUUAAUUAUUGUUUAAGUAGUGUCAAAAACGAUAGUCUUAAUUUGAUUUGUUUAUUUUUAUUUAGAUUCAUUCUUAAGGUGCAAUUCGUCGUGACACUGUUAUUCCCACGACUUAAUGCCAUUUUAUUAUUAUUAUGUAAUUUUCUAAAGCAAAUUUGGAGAGUGAAAGCCAUGUUAUUUCAAUUGGAAAAAUAGUAAUUUUUUUCAAGAAAUUCGAGCUUUUAACAAUUUUACCUGCCUUGCCAUUAUGGAAAGUCACUUGAUUUAUGAUGACGGUUAAUUUUAUUACAGUAGGAUUUUGAUAUAAAAAAUAUAGUUGUGAUGAGUUCUCACUAGAUGGAACAUGUUUAUAAUUAGUCAACUGAUAAAUUAUUAUGAAACAAAGAAAAAGAGGUAUUGGCAUUGCGUGUCAUUUCAUAUUAAAAUAUAUUCAAUGAUAAGUGACAUUAUUCAUUUUUAUAAUAUAAUUUUUAUGUAAAUAUAUAUUGUUAUAUUUUUCGAAUCAUAUUUUAAUCUAAUUUUAACUACAAUAUUGUUAUUGUUCAUUGCAAAUUAUUGAAACUGAGGCUUGAAUUUGAUUAAUUAAAUACAUAAUAUGUAUGAUAUUUAAGCAUUCCUACACUUAAGUUUUAAAAAUUCAAUAGUUGAUUUGUCUCGUGGAUUAGUUUCCCCAAUUUUCUCUUAUCCACUGUCAGGGUCGCCGCUUUUGUCAUCGUUCACCCUUUGCCUGCGAGAUUUGGUAGAUGGUCUUCUGUGCUUCUUCUAUGUCUUCUUGUCUCCCAAACUUUCUUUGUAUUUGAAUCUUCAUCCGUCUCAGGUGGUCUGUACCAUUUAAAUUCAUUCUAGUAUCGGUUUGACGUUUAACCAGUCGCUUUUAUCUUCAUUGACCCUUUGUCUGAAUAUUUGGUUUAUGGUGAGCGUUCUCUAUGUCUUCUUGUCUCCCAAACUUUAUUUAAUUUACUUAAUUUAAAUUCAUUCUAGUAUAAGUUUGACGAUAAAUCUCGUCGCUUUUCUCUUCUUUCACCCUUUGUUUGCAAUAUUUGGUUGAUGAUCUUCCUCUGAGCUUUUUCUAUGUCUUCUUGUCUCCCAAACUUUCUUUGUCUUUCAGUCUUUAUCCGUCAUAGGUGUCUGUACCGUUAGAAUUCAUUCUGGUAUCGGUUUGAGGUUUAACCUUUUCCUUUUAUAUAUUAUAUUUUGUUUUUUGGAAUUUUAUUUCGAAUACUUGUACUUUGCUUUCAAGCCUUUUUCUUAGUAUCCCGCUUUCACCACCGAAAGUUAGGAGUUAUACACUGCCAUUGUUGUCUCUUUCUUACAAAUAAUGUACUCCUGAUAUUGUGGUAUAUAUAAGCUGUAUUCUUCAUUCUAAUACUUCUGAAUAUUUUUGGUAAGGUCUUGUUUCAGAGGUUCCUGUGUUCAACAUAAAAUUUUCUUCUUUUAUUUACUUACUCAUAAAGUUUUGUUGUUUGUUUUGAUAUAAAUAUCCGUCUCGAAUGACCAGACGUUGUAUCAACGAGUUGUAGUCAAUAGUGUUUCGACUCUUUUACAAACACCUUAUAAAUAAAUAUAUUUUUCAUCUAACGUUAAAUGUUAGACAAUAAUUGGAUUUAUAUAUAUUUAUAUAUACAUAUAUAUAUAUAUAUAUAUAUAUAUAUAUAUAUAUAUAUAUAUAUAUAUAUAUAUAUAUAUUGAAGUAACCAUUCCAUACUUCAUUCCAAACUGCAGAAUUUUAUAUUUUUAACGUAGCCCUUGAAACGUUCAAUGCAUGUGCUCAAAUGUUUAUUAAAUUUUGACAUUUUGUAUAUUUAUAUUUUUAUGUAUUUAUUUAUUAAUGUUAGCAAACGCCUUUAUACAAAGAUAUAUAUUUAUUUAAGAAAGUGUGUCAUAUGUGCA
This is a messenger RNA of Diorhabda sublineata, 4980 nucleotides long. It is a transcript of the gene Shark, whose product is annotated as tyrosine-protein kinase Shark. Gene Ontology annotation, cellular component: extrinsic component of cytoplasmic side of plasma membrane. The record is from RefSeq and is a predicted model, not a curated record. The transcript has 11 exons. NCBI's taxonomy places the organism in Eukaryota, Metazoa, Arthropoda, Insecta, Coleoptera, Chrysomelidae. Gene Ontology annotation, biological process: innate immune response; cell differentiation; cell surface receptor protein tyrosine kinase signaling pathway. Gene Ontology annotation, molecular function: non-membrane spanning protein tyrosine kinase activity; signaling receptor binding; ATP binding. Bases 357 to 2561 code for a protein of 734 amino acids.